GGCAGGCUGGAGAUUCCUCCAUUCACGGCCCAGCUGAGUUUCCCCGAGGCCGGGGGAGGGGAGGGGAGGGGAGGCACGCCGGGAGGACCACGUGGGGCCGCUGCCGCCGCCGCUACCGGGGAAACCCCACUGGCCGAGGGGUUGAGGGCUGGCGAUGCAGCAUGGCCGCGGCGGCGCUGGCGGGGUCGGCUUCCAGUAGCGGCGGCGGCGGCCUGGAAGGCUCGGGGGGCGCAAGCGGCGGCGGCAGCAGCCGGCACGAGAAGAGCCUGGGGCUCCUCACUACCAAGUUCGUGACGCUGCUGCAGGAGGCCAAGGACGGCGUGCUCGACCUGAAGGCGGCUGCUGAUACACUUGCUGUAAGACAAAAAAGGCGAAUUUAUGAUAUCACCAAUGUUUUGGAAGGGAUAGAUCUUAUUGAAAAAAAGUCAAAAAACAGCAUCCAGUGGAAAGGUGUAGGUGCUGGUUGUAAUACAAAGGAGGUUGUAGAUAGAUUGCGAUACCUUGAAGCAGAAAUUGAAGAUCUAGAACUAAAAGAAAAAGAACUGGAUCAGCAGAAAUUAUGGUUGCAGCAAAGCAUAAAAAAUGUUAAAGAAGAUUCCAUAAAUAAGCAUUUUUCAUACAUCACUCAUGAAGACAUUUGUGACUGUUUUAAUGGGGAUACACUGCUAGCAAUUCAGGCACCUUCUGGUACACAAUUAGAAGUUCCUCUACCUCACUUGGGACAAAAGAAAUACCAGAUCAAUUUGAAGAGUAAUUCAGGGCCUAUCCAUGUGCUGCUCAUUAAUAAAGAGUCCAGUAGCUCUAUGCCAGUGGUUUUUCCAGUACCACCUCCAGAUGACCUCCUGCAACUUCCAGCUCAGUCUGCAGCUCCAUUGACUUCUCCUAAAUCAAGUGCAGAGCCUCAGAAGUUACAAGAGUCUAGUGACCCUAAUAAGGGACAUUCACUUUCGCAGACACCUGUCCCAGAUAUGUCAACAAACAUUAGUUUACAGGAAAGUCCAACUCCAGGAAGGCUUUAUGCCAGCGUUCCAGAUGCUGAGCUGUAUGAUAGUCUUGUAGCAGAAACCACACCUAGUACAAAUACCUGCCAGCCCUUCCUUCCACUGGAUGUUAAUAGUAUUCUCAAGCCAAACACAUUUGACAUAGCAAAGAUGGAUGAGCCUGGAGGCAUAAUUAACAGUGAUAUUAUUGAUGAACUGAUGUCUUCUGAUGUUUUUCCCCUCUUACGGCUAUCUCCUACUCCUGGAGAUGACUACAACUUCAACCUGGACGAUAAUGAAGGAGUCUGUGAUCUUUUUGAUGUGCAGAUACUGAACUACUAGAUUCGAUGCAGCCAGAUUGCCUCAUCUACCUCUAACUAUAUAAUAUUGUAGACUUAAUUUCAUAAUGCAAGUAUUUAAAAUAAUGAAUGUAAAACUUUUGUAAUUCACCAGUUCAGGUGUACAUUUUCAUCUUAGUUUGUUAUUGCUAGCAGCUUCUAAACUCAGUUAAGCAGAAGUGCCCUUUUAAUCUAAUGCAAGGGGUGUACUCUAAGGACCCACCUCUUUCCACUUGUACUUUGGAAGUAAACUUUUAAAAUUAUCCCACCUUCACUUCCAGUAAAACUAUUCAAAUGGUCUAUUCAUUUUAUUCAAAUCUGGCCCCUAUGGGAACCUUCUGUACUCGUUCUAAUAUUUUGGCCUUAUGUCUAAAACUUCUACUGCCAAUUGUAAAUGAAGAGCAUUGACUAGGUUAUGUUCUAUUUUUUUCAGUGAACACAGAAUAUAUUUUUGUGGAGUGCCUUCUUUAUUAGCACUUUAAGUUCCUUUUUUUACUUCCAACAUUCCAUGUUCCUAGAUGUAGGAAAGCACUAUUUGUAGUUUGUAUUACCGGGUCAAUGCUUGUACAUUAACAAGAUUUUUAAAAAAUAAAUCUUUACAAGGA
This is a messenger RNA of Varanus komodoensis (Komodo dragon), 1923 nucleotides long. RefSeq names its product E2F transcription factor 5 (gene E2F5). Lineage: Eukaryota; Metazoa; Chordata; Lepidosauria; Squamata; Varanidae. Bases 162 to 1322 code for a protein of 386 amino acids. Gene Ontology annotation, biological process: regulation of transcription by RNA polymerase II. The transcript is spliced from 9 exons. The record is from RefSeq and is a predicted model, not a curated record. Gene Ontology annotation, cellular component: RNA polymerase II transcription regulator complex. Gene Ontology annotation, molecular function: DNA-binding transcription factor activity, RNA polymerase II-specific; RNA polymerase II cis-regulatory region sequence-specific DNA binding; protein dimerization activity.